Molecule: messenger RNA, 1417 nt
Organism: Branchiostoma floridae (Florida lancelet)
Lineage: Eukaryota; Metazoa; Chordata; Leptocardii; Amphioxiformes; Branchiostomatidae
Product: mitochondrial import inner membrane translocase subunit Tim10-B-like
Exons: 2
Coding region: 119-409 (96 amino acids)
Biological process (GO): protein insertion into mitochondrial inner membrane
Cellular component (GO): mitochondrial inner membrane
Source: RefSeq, a predicted model, not a curated record
CACCGCCAUUUUCAAUUUCCAUUUUUUCAAUGACAGUCACAGUUGCGAGAAGAAGAGACACGUGCGCGGUAUAUUUACCGUGAUUUCUUCCUCCUUAUCCUCAAAGAUAGAAACAGAAAUGGCUAGUAUGAUAAACCAAGAUGAGGCUAUGCAGCUGGCUGCAGAACUAGAGGUGGAAAUGAUGGCAGAUAUGUACAAUAGGAUGACAUCAGCGUGUCAGAAGAAGUGCAUCCCACCCAAGUACAAGGAGCCUGACCUCAGCAAGGGGGAGUCGGUGUGCCUGGACAGGUGUGUAGCCAAGUACCUGGAGAUCCACGACAGGUUAGGCAAGAAGCUGACGGAGAUGUCCAUGCAGGACCAAGAAGUCAUGAAGAAAAUGCAGCAGCAACAGCAGCAGCUUAAUAAAUAACCCAACGUGUGACUCUGCAUUUUCCAUUUUGGUAUAUACAUGUACCUUUACUUUAUGGACAUGGUUUACAGAAAAUGUGAUUCCAUUUUUUCUCUUUAAUCAAGAUCGUAGGGCCUGAUGUUACCAUCAUGGUGAUAAAGAGCGGCCCAUAGCGAUAACUGUAGCAGGAUUUCUUCUCCCUAAGUCAGAAACAUCAAGCUUAGGCAAGCUUGACUUCACUGACUUAAUAGGUGAAGCAGGGGUUACGAAGGCUGCUCGAGAGUUUCCUUACCACAUGUACUUCAUUCCGCUUCAUGUGAAGUUAUUCCAGAGAUACUGUCUUCCACUGAAUGUAUGGAAGUGAUGAAGAUUAAACCAUGUCAAGGGAAUAUUGAUGUCACAUGCUUUGGCUCUGUACCAAUUUGGCCCAUGGUCCAUCAAACAAACUCUGCCUAGCUAAACCCUAACCUUGUAACACUAUUACUGUACUGAAGAAUGAUGUUCGGCAAAUAGAAGAUGUUAAGAAGUUGACCAGGGUGUUGGACUGUUAGUCAGAUUAGCAAUGGGCAGAGUUGGUUAAGGGCUGAAGUAUCCUGAGCCCCAGGAAUAGCAGUGUCUUGUUGGUCACUAUUUUUCGUUACUUGCCAUCCUGGAGCCAUACAGAAAGCAGCAGAGUUGUUGUAAGAUGGAAAAAUCUUUAUUCUGACAUGUCAAAGCAGAGGAUUGAGAAAACAAAAGUUAUAUAUUGAUGAUGCUUUCAGUAAGAAGUCCAUUUGUAUUUGCAUUAGCAUAAUAUGCCAUAUGCAACUUACGUAUGUAUUGUGCGUGUAUAGUGUAGUAUAUCAUACUGGAGACAUGGUUGCAAUGGAUGGAUUACAUUAGAGGUACAUGAUUAUACAAACAUAUGCAUAAUUGUACCUCAAUUUGAUUAAUGAUUAAUGCAAUAUGUGAAAGUAUUCUAUUGUUUCGUAGUACUAUGACAAAAAUAAACAAGUCUAUGUAGAUUUUGAAAUUAAAUUGGUUACAAAA